CCGUCGCUCCUUUAAUGACGUCGUAAGUGCGCGAGUCAAACGUAAUUGUUACCACAGCGGCCUGUGUGUGUUUUCACCCGAUCGCUGCAAUUUUUCUCUUUGGUGGAGGAUUUGUCUCUACAGUCCAUCACCAUCAUGAAACUAGUCAGGUUUUUGAUGAAGCUCAGCCAUGAGACUGUUACCAUCGAGCUGAAGAACGGCACUCAGGUCCACGGCACCAUCACAGGUGUCGACGUGAGCAUGAACACCCACCUGAAGGCGGUGAAAAUGACCCUGAAAAACCGGGAACCCACUCAGCUGGAGUCGCUGAGUAUCCGUGGCAACAACAUCCGCUAUUUUAUCCUGCCGGACAGCCUCCCGUUGGACACCUUGUUGGUCGACAUCGAGCCAAAGAUCAAGUCCAAGAAGCGAGAAGCAGUGGCUGGACGGGGGCGAGGCAGAGGACGAGGACGUGGCAGAGGAAGAGGAAGAGGACGGGGUGGACCAAGGAGAUGAUCCAAAGGCCUUAAAGCUGCAUCUCACCAUCCACUGUUUGUACAGGAAUUUUUUUUUUUUUUUUUUUUUUUUUUUUUUUUUUUUUUUUUCCCCCCCCCACAAUUUGCUCAAAGGAAACAGUUUGUGAAUUUCAGUGUGUUUUUCAUUAUUUUGUACAUUAAAAAUGUUCCUCAUUAAGAGGAUAAACUUGACUCCAGUGCAUUAUUACAAUACCUGUGUGACAGGGGUUCAGGUUAAACUUUUGUUCUUUAUUUACAAGGUUGAAUAAAGUUUCUUUGUACCGAAA
Messenger RNA from Haplochromis burtoni (Burton's mouthbrooder), 781 nucleotides. It is a transcript of the gene snrpd1, whose product is annotated as small nuclear ribonucleoprotein D1 polypeptide. The coding region runs from base 136 to 495 and encodes 119 amino acids. Gene Ontology annotation, cellular component: U1 snRNP; U4 snRNP; precatalytic spliceosome. Gene Ontology annotation, biological process: spliceosomal snRNP assembly; RNA processing. The record is from RefSeq and is a predicted model, not a curated record. NCBI's taxonomy places the organism in Eukaryota, Metazoa, Chordata, Actinopteri, Cichliformes, Cichlidae. The transcript is spliced from 4 exons. Gene Ontology annotation, molecular function: RNA binding.